Etheostoma spectabile (orangethroat darter) is the source of this 6322-nucleotide messenger RNA. It is a transcript of the gene man1a2, whose product is annotated as mannosidase, alpha, class 1A, member 2. The coding region runs from base 472 to 2418 and encodes 648 amino acids. Gene Ontology annotation, biological process: carbohydrate metabolic process; mannose trimming involved in glycoprotein ERAD pathway. Gene Ontology annotation, cellular component: extracellular exosome; endoplasmic reticulum; Golgi membrane. Gene Ontology annotation, molecular function: mannosyl-oligosaccharide 1,2-alpha-mannosidase activity; calcium ion binding. NCBI's taxonomy places the organism in Eukaryota, Metazoa, Chordata, Actinopteri, Perciformes, Percidae. The record is from RefSeq and is a predicted model, not a curated record. The transcript is spliced from 14 exons.
GAGUAGUUGAUGCUGGAGCCCCGAGCAGCAGCAGCAGCAGUCUGCUCUGCCAGUCCGUCAGAGCGACCAGUCAUCAACAUCCCCUGAAAGUGCGAGGAGCUGCAACGCUAUGUGGAGCUGAGCUCACGGUGUACGGUUUCAACCAGAGCAGGGUACGACAUUCGUGGACAUGAGGACACCUGCUACUGCGACUUCUUCCAAAAGGCGGACCGUCAAUCCCGAGUGGCAUCGUUUUUCACCGAGCGAAUGAGAAAGAAUCGUCAUGAACAUUUUCCUGCUGACCAGUCACUCCUUCACUGAGGGACCUCGGCCGUUUUUUUGGUUUCUGGACUUACCAAUACAGGGAUGAGAUAAUAAAGUCAGCCAGCUUGUGCAUGCUGCUACAACAACACCACCUGUGGCACCUGUAAACGCACCUUACCCUGCCCCCCUAAACCCUCCCCAAGCUAAUUUCAAUUGAACAGUCGAAACAUGACGACACCAGCUCUCCUGCCGCUGUCAGGCCGCAGGAUACCCACUCUGUCGCCGGGGGCCUCCUCUUUCCCGCACCACAGAGCUACAUUGAGGCUCUCUGAGAAGUUCAUCCUCCUCCUCAUUCUUAGUGCCUUCAUCACCUUAUGCUUCGGGGCCUUCUUUUUCCUCCCGGACAAUUCCAAGCACAAGCGCUUUGACCUGGGCUUGGAGGAUGUGCUCAUCCCUCAUAUUGACUCGCCCAAAGAGGGGAAGCACGCUUCAGGACAGGUGGUCAUACAUGGACAGGGAGGACAUGACGAGCACAGACACAGGGAGGAGGAGGAGAGCCUGCGGGACAAGAUUCGGGCAGACCAUGAGCGAGCACUGCAGGAGGCAAAAGAGAAGCUGAGAAAGUCACGCGAGGAGCUGCAGGCUGAGAUCCAGACAGAGAAGAACAAAGUAAUGGAGGACCUGAAAAAGAAGGAUGCGGGGCCUAAACCUCUGCCACCCGUCCCCAUGCCCAAAGUAGUGGGCGUCAGUGAUGGUGAGCCACCAGAGCCUGACGCCAAGGAGAAACGCGACAAGAUAAGAGAGAUGAUGAAGCAUGCAUGGGACAGCUACAGACAGUAUGGCUGGGGUCAUAACGAGCUGAAGCCCCUCGCCAAAAAAGGACAUUCCACAAAUAUCUUUGGCAAUUCCCAACUAGGGGCGACCAUUGUGGAUGCCUUAGACACCCUCUACAUCAUGGGUCUGCACGAGGAGUUCAAGGACGGCCAGGAGUGGAUCGAACAGAACCUGGACUUUGGAGUGAAUGCUGAGGUGUCUGUGUUUGAAGUCAACAUUCGUUUCAUUGGAGGACUGCUUGCCGCCUACUACCUCUCUGGACAGGAAGUAUUCAAGCUGAAGGCGGUCCAGCUAGCUGAGAAGCUGCUUCCUGCCUUCAACACCCCCACAGGAAUCCCCUGGGCUAUGGUCAACCUUAAGAGUGGUGUUGGUCGUAACUGGGGUUGGGCGUCGGCAGGCAGCAGCAUCCUGGCUGAGUUUGGGACUCUCCACAUGGAGUUUGUCCACCUCACCUACCUGACAGGAAACCCCGCCUACUACCAGAAGGUGAUGCACAUCCGGAAGCUGUUAGCCAAAAUGGACAGACCCAACGGGCUCUACCCAAACUACCUGAACCCUCGUACCGGACGCUGGGGACAACACCACACCUCAGUUGGAGGACUUGGGGACAGUUUUUAUGAGUACCUGCUGAAGGCAUGGCUUAUGUCAGACAAGACCGAUACAGAAGCCCGCAAGACCUAUGAUGACGCCAUCGAGGCCAUCGAGCGGCACUUGAUACGCAAAUCCAACGGCGGCCUGACAUUCAUUGGUGAGUGGAAGAACGGCCACCUGGAGAGGAAGAUGGGCCACCUGGCUUGCUUCGCCGGCGGCAUGUUUGCGUUGGGUGCUGAUGGCUCGCCCGACGACAAGGCCGGACACUACCUGCAGCUGGGAGCUGAGAUCGCACACACCUGCCACGAGUCCUACGACAGGACGGUGUUGAAGCUUGGCCCGGAGGCCUUUAAGUUCGACAGCGGCCUGGAGGCGGUGGCCGUACGGCAGAACGAAAAGUACUACAUCCUGCGGCCGGAGGUCAUCGAGACCUACUGGUACAUGUGGAGGUUCACCCACGACCCCAAAUAUCGACAGUGGGGCUGGGAGGCAGCACAGGCCAUUGAUAAGUACUGCAGGGUGAGCGGAGGUUUCUCGGGGGUGAAGGAUGUCUACUCCUCCAACCCGACCUAUGACGAUGUGCAGCAGAGCUUCUUCUUGGCUGAGACGCUCAAGUAUCUGUACCUGUUGUUCUCCAGCGACGACCUGAUGCCGUUUGAGAGUUGGGUCUUCAACACUGAGGCUCACCCACUUCCUGUCCUCCACCUGGGCAACAUCACCCUGCCUGGCAGCGAGCCGGCUCAGCGGUAGACGGACCGGCCGUCUUCCUCCACCUCAACACCAGGAGGCGUCACUGUAUGCCCGCCGGCCUGCCCAGAAUCCCACCCGCCAACACUGGACAAACUCACAUUCAACUCUACAGACUCUCCAACUGCUUUUGGACUGCAGACGUUAGCCAGAGGAGAGGGAGGCAGAGCCUCGCACGCAGACCACUGCAGCGUGGAGAGGACUUUGAGUCUCCCUCGCUUCUUCAUGUUUUACUCUUUGACACUCUCUGUCCAUCUCUCUGUCUUCUCUGCUUUAAUCAGAAAGACGGUGGGUGUUGCUGCUCAGCCUCAUGACUGGCUUGAAUUGACUCUGAAGGACCGAGCUCCAAAUCUGGAAGCUUCGUUUUGUUAUUAUUUUUGGUGUUGAUUUGAGAUUUGACCAAGCUUUUCUCUACAGACUCAAGGCACUGAGAGUGCAGUAUGGGAUUUUUGGUGAAGGAUUACGCUGUCGGUUUGACACCGUACUGAUGGAAGUGUCGUUUUUUUCUAGGCAGACAGACUUGAGGACUUUACAGGGUCUGUGGAUAAUUAUAUUUUUUCCCGUUUGAACAAAUCUUUAAUGGGGACACAGGGUUGAAUCAAAACCCAUUCGCUUCUCCCUGAACCUAACCCCUGCCCAUUCCACUUCCUGUUUACUCUUCAUCGGAUGAACUGUGACCUGGAAACGUUAGCAGCUCGUCACAUCUUCAGUGGGAGGGUAGGUUGCGGCAUCAAUCGCCCCCUCCUCCUUCUCUUCCUCCUCUUCUUCUUCUCCUCCUUUUGCAGAAAAGUGGACCAUUGUGAGUGGAACGGUAACUUCACGGUGACGGCAGCAGGCCUCCCCAUCUCCACCACUCUCCACCUCGACAUCUUUCCAGAUUCCCCCUCCUCCAGUUAGAGACGUCACCGAGCCACAACCCCAAACAUUCUGCUGCUACUCGUUUGGGUGCUGCUUUUCUUAUUUUCUUUUUUCUUUUCUUUUAUCUCUCCCCUCCACCUUAUCUCUAUCAACUCUUCUGUCCUCUCUUACGGUCUUACCGGUCAGGUCACACAUUGUGAAAUGAGGCUAGAACCCAACAAUGCUUGCGCGUGCGUGCGUGUGUUUAAAAUAACCUCUGCUGUAAAUCAUUUAUUUGUGCACUUUGAAUGGAAAGACUAUGAAGAAGAGGAAAAUAGAAGUGUAGCACUGAAAGCGCUGAAUCGACGACGUCUACCUGCUGAGCUCCCCAUGCCAUAUUUGCUCUGUUCAACCCCAUAUCAACAGUUGGACCACCUAACUUAACUGUAAGUUGCAUGAACUGAUGCUGAUAUUAAAAUUCUCCAUCUCCAUCAUCUUUACAACUUUUUCCUCUGUCCCUCUCUUAUUUUCUGCUUUUUUCUGUAUUUUGUCAUGUCUUCCCCUCUCUUCCAUUUUAACUUCUACCUCUCCCUGUCAAAAAAAAUAGUUACUUUACAGAUUAUUUUGACUCUUUUCGUCAUAACAUCAAACAAACGUCAAAACGUUAAAAUACUAAAGUCUUAAGGUCUGGGAAAAGUCUGAAAUUCAAAAAAAGGAGAGAGCAAAAUCAGUUACAUUGUUGGCAAAUUUGUUGCUGCAGAAGACAAAAGCAUCUCAUUCCUGUUAACGUAGAUACUGAAAUUUAGCAACUCAAACGUAAACCUCAGCAUUCAUUCAUUAAAUAUUUCAAACCCUAGAACGUUAGUCAGACCUGCUCCUAUAGUUGCUUGAUUUAAAAAGAAAGGAGGAAAGAGAAAUGUUUGCAUUUUAAAUAGAACUCAGUUUUUCUUACAAGUGAAAAGUGAUGAUGCAAAAAAAAUAUGAGAGCAGCAGCAAAUAUGACAGUGGUGUGAGCUCAAAACAAUGUCGCCGAACCGCAAGAAAUGUUAACGAGAAGGGAGGCAAACGGGCAGCGGAAGGGAGGACAUGAUGAUGACUACCUGUUUCCUGUUGUAAUGAGUGAGACUGCAGGAGUCCCAUUGAGCUCAAAUAAUCUAAUAUUACAUCAACCAUUUACUUUUCAAGAAGUCAAACUUUCAGUCAAACCACUUUGUGUUGUUGCCGCACCACCAAUGUCAAAAACUACAUCCCCCAUCAGCAAAAUGCUUUUCAUUUUAAUUUUUUUUUUUUUUUUUUUUUACUAAAGUCUGAUCCACCAUCCAUGUUGGUAGAGAUUCAACCAGGGUGUUAUGUUCUUGAAAAAUAGGUCAAUUAGUUUAAAAAGUAAAAAUAAAAAAUGGGCUCAAUGAACCCUGUGCGCGUGUGUGUGUGUGUGUGUGUGUGAGAAAGAGAAUAUCUGUGUUGUGUGCGUAUUAACUGAUUGGUUUAGAUAAAGAGAGGAAACUGAGCAGGAUUCAGCUACUAAGGAUGAUUCUUGUGCAGUCGGUCCAGCUGAAGAGUCGGUAUUUGCACUAAACCAGGAGAAAAAAAAAGUGUGUCUGUUUAAUUCUUUUCGAGCCUUAUUGUCAGAUGUGCGAUGCCUUGGCCAAUACUGUACUCUUUCACAUCAUUUGCUUUAUGUUUUGUAAUACAUCAUUAUGAUACACAUUUCGUCCUUGUUUUUGUCUGCACAAACACCGUCUGUCCUCUGACGUGCAGGUAGAUGCAGACGCUGUUAUGGAGUAAAAAGAUGACAACUACAAGUGCAAAGAAAACCGUUCAGAUCAUCAAAAUGACAGAAACUGGCUUUGACAUGUUUAAUAAAGGUUCUCUUAAAAUGUAUUAAUAUGCUGACUUACAGCUGACUGUAUCCCCACAUGUCCUCAAGAGGCACUUCCAAAGGCAGUAAGUCAACUGUUCAUCCGUCAAUAAAGUCACUCUGUAUGCAGAAAGUAAAGUUGGAUACAGUACUUUUACAACAACAGGCAUCAAGGAUUAAAUAGAAUAAUUGAUAGAUUUUGAGUUUGUUUUUGGCAGCGUUCUCUUUCUAUUUUGCUUCAAAAUGCUGCUCAUAUCAAGGGUACAAGGGGUGGACAGUGGCACUACGACCUACUGAAAGUUCAGAUUUAAAGGACAAAGCUGGAGAUAUUCUUUACAAUUAAUUCCAUGAAAAGACUAAAAUCCACAAUGAAUUGAUCUAACCGUGUGUAUCCAAAGCCGGAUUUUCUUCCUCUGUGCCACAGAGCUCAAAAAAAAAAAAAGUUCCUUCAUAACCAUGAAAACCCACUGUAGUGCUCCCCCAAAUAAUCACUAAAGCAUCAAAUGUGGAUUGAUCCGCGUCUGAAAAUAGUCCCCAACAAAUGCACUAUUAAAUCUUUCUUGAGCAGCAUUUGCUAAAAAAACUACAGCCUCAAUUUUUUUAUUUUUUAUUAUUUAAUUAAACUAUAUUUUCAGCUUGAUUAGACGUUAAUGGUAUAAUCACUUGCUUUCAGAAAUAUCUCAGUCCAAACUAAGAAAAUGUAAGUAGAAGUUAGACAUUUUUGAAAAAUGUCUUAAAAUCUUAGUUGGGUUCAAGGCCCAACGGCGUUGAUCAAGCUACUAGCCAACGGUCAGGUCAAUGUUUAUAUUUAAUCCAUCCACCUUUUUGAAAUAAAUGACCCACAUCCGUCCUCUCAGUUCUCUUCAGUGACAUCGGUCAGUGUUAUUCCCUCCAUCAUCCAUUCAGGAUCAUCUUCUCUUUCAUCUCUGGUGGCACUCAACUCGACCUUGAUGCGGUAAAGUCUCGGCUCUCGGUAUUUAUCCCCCGGUCUCUGACAUCACACUGACAUCAUCACCACCUAUACACCACCUACACACCACCUGUAUCUGAUGGGGCCAUGAAGUUGCUGGAAGCGCCGUUCAUUUUGAAAAUUGAGUGUUCUGUAUUUGUAUUUUUACUGAACUAAAAAAAAAAAAAAAAAAUCUAAUUAAAGUAUAUGUAAAUAUGUUUAAAACUGAGACACAAAUUCAAUAAAGAUGUUAUGGAAAGUGA